Molecule: messenger RNA, 504 nt
Organism: Nematocida homosporus
Lineage: Eukaryota; Fungi; Microsporidia
Exons: 1
Coding region: 1-504 (167 amino acids)
Source: RefSeq, a predicted model, not a curated record
AUGCUACGCAAUAACUAUCAAAGAUUAGCCUAUCUACUCUUAAAUUUUAUUUUUGUUGUUCGUGCUAGUUACUACUAUAAUCAAAUGACUAAUUCUUAUUCUAAUCCUAAUAUGCAUAUGACAAAUCAAACUAAUGGCCAACAAAUGGCUCUAAACUUCCCACAAGCAAGUGAAAUCAAUUCUUUAAUAUCUGUAAUGCGCUCUAGAGGCUUAACUAAGGCUAUUGUAGUCUAUACCAGCCAGAGUUGUAUGCCUUGCCAGGGGUACAAGGGCACCUUAGCCGGCUUUGUAGCUGCUUUCCCGCAAUAUGCACACUUCUUUAUUGAGUCUCCAACUAACGGGCCUACUGAGUUGGCUAAAGCCACUGGAGUUAGAGCCCUGCCAACCACUCAAGUCUGUGAGCUAGCCGAGAAUAACAGUCUGCGUGUUAAGGAUAGUAGAGGAAGUGCGCUUAGCAAAGACCAGCUCUUGCAAAUGAUUCAAGGUUCUAUUUUAGCUCCUUAA